CAAUAAAUUCUCGGGGGAAAAUUGGUGAACUUCAACGGAAACCCCAAAUUCCAGAAUCCCCAAAUCGAGAGGUUAAAGAAACUUCGAUUUUGAUCUUUUCUUGAAGUGAUCGGCAAGAGAUGACGGUGGACGGUGACGGAACUGUUGGAGGUGGAGAUAAUCAACCACCGGUGACUACUGCGGCGGCGACAACAGAGAUGCCUAUCCCGAGGCUGAGUCUUCUUCCUAACAACGACCACAUUUCUGAUAGCUACGAAGAUCUGGAACUGGAAUUUACCUCUUCCGUAUUAAGAUCGAUAGAGAAGUACUUGCGGAUGGAUAAGCUCACAGCGAACAGAGAAGAGAAGGCUAAAUUCAUAUCAGACAUUUUGCGCAAAAAGUGUUCCAAAGCUAAACAGUACAAGAACUAUAGGGAGAAGAUAAUAUCCAAUUAUCAGCCACGUUUCAGGGAGUUGUAUAAACUUGAUCCCGAAUCGUUUUUGCUUCCUACUUUCCGGAAGGCGAUCAGCGAAAACACAGAGGAAAGCUUCAGACGUAUCAUUUCUGAACCGUUUCCUGGUGUUUUCGUCUUUGAAAUGUUUCAGCCUGACUUCUUUGAGAAAUUGCUAGCUGAGGUAGAGAAUUUCAGAAAGUGGGCUCAUGAGACAAAGUUGAAGAUCAUGAGACCAAACAAAAUGAGUAAAUUCGGUGUUGUGCUUGACGACUUUGGCCUGCAUAUCAUGCUUAAACAACUCAUGGAGGAUUUUAUCUUUCCUAUUUGCAAAGUAUUCUUCCCUAAAGAGUGUGGAGCAAUGUUUGACUCUCAACGUGGAUCUUUUAUUGAAAAUGGUGAAGAUAGGAAUGCUGAAUUAGGCUUACAUGUGGAAGAUUCAGAAAUAACAUUGAAUGUUUGUUUAAGUAAACAAGGUGAGGGAGGGGAAAUAUUUUUCGAAGGCACACGAUGCAAGAAACAUAUGGAUAUAGAUCCAAAGCCAGAGGAACGUUUUGAUUACUGUCAUAUACCGGGUCAAGCUAUACUUCACCGUGGCUGCCACGUCCAUGGUGCCAGAGCAGCCACAACAUCUGGUCGUCGGGCCAAUAUGAUUCUUUGGUGCAGAAACUCUUUGUUCAGAGAGAUGCAAACUUAUGAGAAGGAAUUCCGAGACUGGUGCGGUCAAUGCGUCCAUGAAAAGAAAGAAAAGGAAAGCCAGUGUCUUGCUGCCAAAAGAAAGGUUAAAAAAAAGAAAAGACAUGAUUUUGGAAAAGUUUAUAUACAGUAAGAUGUUUGGUUUGAGCAUGGUUAUGAACCUGUGGGGGUCCUUAUUGCAGGAGAUGAUUAGGAUAAUAGAGUGAAGCCGAAGCUCGAUGAAAAAACUGAAGUUUAUGCUUUGAAUAUUGACUCUUUACUUGAAAAAGAAAAACUGAGUAUAUGUAGAAUCAUUUGAUGUAAAUAGGUCUUUGCAUCUUCGAUUUUCUUACAUGAAAGUUACCAGUUAUACA
Arabidopsis lyrata subsp. lyrata is the source of this 1479-nucleotide messenger RNA. RefSeq lists its product as uncharacterized. The transcript has 8 exons. Bases 120 to 1259 code for a protein of 379 amino acids. Gene Ontology annotation, molecular function: oxidoreductase activity, acting on paired donors, with incorporation or reduction of molecular oxygen; L-ascorbic acid binding; iron ion binding. The record is from RefSeq and is a predicted model, not a curated record. Lineage: Eukaryota; Viridiplantae; Streptophyta; Magnoliopsida; Brassicales; Brassicaceae.